This is a messenger RNA of Balearica regulorum gibbericeps (East African grey crowned-crane), 3050 nucleotides long. NCBI's taxonomy places the organism in Eukaryota, Metazoa, Chordata, Aves, Gruiformes, Gruidae. The record is from RefSeq and is a predicted model, not a curated record.
AGCCUGCCAGCGAGGAUUCUACCGUAACUCCCUGGAUACUAAAAGUUGCCUGAAGUGCCCCCCCAACAGCUUAUCCAAUGAAUCAGGGGCUACAUCUUGUUCCUGCAAUGCAGGCUUCUACCGAGCACCUUUGGAGGGCCAGAACGUUGCUUGCACCCGCCCCCCCUCAGCUCCCCGCAAUGUCAGCUUCUCCCUUCUUGGCACACAGCUGAGUCUGUGGUGGCAGCCACCCAGCGACCAUGGUGGGCGAAAGGACCUGACCUACACAGUCUUCUGUCAGCGCUGUCAUUUCCUGUCAUGUGAGCCUUGUGAGGCUGGUGUGGUGUUCUCCCCCAGUGCUUCUGGUCUCACUAAACCUGCUGUGGAUGUGGACGGCCUAGAAGCUUACACCAACUACACAUUUGCUGUGGAAGCCCAUAAUGGUGUCUCAGGAAUGGGACCUGCUCCACAGAGAACUGCUCCAGCUGUCUGGGUCGCAGUUGGACAUGCAGCUCCAGUGACAGUAUCCCAGUUUAUCCUGACACAAAGAGAUGACAGUAGUCUUUCUGUUUCUUGGCUUGCCCCACGGCAGCGUAGCCGGACCUCAGUGGAGUAUGAGGUCAUGUUCUUUGAGAAGGGAGAGGAGGCACGGUACACAGUGAAGCACCUUCUUGAGCCAAAUGUCACUCUGACGGACCUGCAGCCAGACACAGCCUACCUGCUUCGUGUGAGGUCCAUAACACCCCUCGGGCCUGGGCCCUACUCCCCAGAGCAGGAAUUCCGCACCCUUCCACCAGACACAGGAGCUCUGUCUGGUGGAGUCAUAGUCUCUAUUAUCUUCGGAAUUCUACUAUUUUUUGGGCUGCUUCUGGGACUUCUUAUCUUACGGCGAAAGCAGGCUCGUCGGAGACAGGCACGGCCAGAUUACAAUACUUCAGGCUUUGAUCGAGAGAAGGUCUGGUUGAAGCCCUAUGUAGACCUGCAACCAUAUGAUGACCCCAGCAGAGGGGUGCUGGAAUUCACUAAGGAACUGGACAUCUCUUGUGUCACUAUGGAGAAUGUGAUUGGAGAGGGGGAGUUUGGGGAGGUCUAUCGUGGGUCCCUACGGCUCCCAGGGAAAGAACGUAUUGUGGUUGCCAUCAAGACCCUGAAGUCGACAUAUUCAGACUCACAAUGGUGGAACUUUCUGCGUGAGGCAACAAUUAUGGGGCAAUUCAAUCACCCGAACAUUGUGCGUCUGGAAGGAGUUGUCACCAAAAGGAGGCCAAUGAUGAUCAUCACUGAGUAUAUGGAGAAUGGAGCGCUGGAUACCUUCCUCCGGGAGAAUGAGGAAAAAUUUAGCCCUGUGCAGCUUGUGAGCAUGCUGCAGGGAAUAGCCUCUGGCAUGACCUACCUUUCAGAACACAACUAUGUGCACCGGGAUCUGGCCGCUCGCAACAUCCUGGUAACGCGCAGUCUUCAGUGCAAGGUGUCUGACUUUGGUCUCUCCCGAAUAUUGGAGAAUGAUGCAGAGGGAACCUAUGAAACCAAGGGUGGUAAGAUUCCUAUCCGAUGGACAGCCCCAGAGGCCAUUGCUCAUCGGAUUUUCACCUCAGCCAGCGAUGUCUGGAGCUUUGGAAUUGUCAUGUGGGAGGUGCUGUCAUUUGGUGACAAGCCAUAUGGCAACAUGACCAAUCAAGAGGUGAUGAAAAGCUUAGAGGAUGGGUACCGACUCCCCCCACCUGUGGACUGCCCAUCUAUCCUCUACGAGCUCAUGAAGAGCUGUUGGUCACAUGAUCGGAUGAGGAGGCCUCAUUUUCAGGAAAUCCGCGCACAGCUGCAACAUUUCAUCUCAAGUCCCCAGCUCCUCCGGCCUGUUGCAGACUUUGAUCCCAGGGUAACACUCCGGCUCCCCAGCUGCAGUGGAUCUGAUGGGAUCCCCUAUCGAUCUAUCCCUGAGUGGCUGGAAUCCAUUCGCAUGAAGCGCUACAUCUCCAACUUUCGCACUGCCGGCCUGGACACAAUGGAGUCUAUUCUGGAGCUCACUGCUGAGGACUUGAAACAGAUGGGAGUAUCACUUCCAGGCCACCAGAAGAGGAUCCUGUGUAGCAUCCAAGGCUUUAAGGAGUGAUCAGUCAUUGCUCUCUUAAGCUUGCUAAAUGCCCAUUCUUACCAGAUAUCACUUGGAAUCAUUCCUAUGGCAAUUGCUUCCAAAUGAGUGACUGGGACAAGCAAAGCAAAACAACCAGAACUGAAAAGGAUCAUGAGGCAACACCACCUGCUCUCCUUUCUGUUCCCCCUUGCUUUAGCUCUACAGAAGCCAUCAGUAUGUUUCAGAGCACUGGUCUUAGAAAAUGUUCUCGGUCCUGUCUUCUGUAGUCUGUUCUGUGCAGCAGUAAGUAAUCCCUGUAGUCCACAUACUGGAGUUUCAGACCCUCACUAUAUCACAUGGAAACCUAAGGAUACAUACAAAGUGGGUUGGGGUCAGUGGAUAACGUUUUAAGAUUGGAGAUGAGAUGAGGGUUCAGAUAGACUAGGACAUUCAAGGAACACACACAAGGACACAAGACAUGUAGAGAUCGGGCCCAUUCACUCCGUGGCAUACAUCCCUUCUCACUUCAGGAGCCGUCUGUCUUCCUUAUUUUACAACAGGAACAAACUAUUCAGUCUUUCACAAGGCUGCUGGUAAGGAAUAUAUUUUUAAAUUCAGCUAUUCUUGCCUUAAACACCAACUCAUGGUGUACUUUCUUUGGAGGAGAAGUCAGGAGUAGCAGCACACCCUGCUGUAACUUGUGUGAUCACGUAACCUCAGCAUGUUGCUGUUUUGCACGUGCACACAUCAGUGGGGAGAUUUACUGCUUAAUGCCUUUACUUGUGCCAUGGACAAAACCCCCAAACCUUUAAUUACCCGCUUUUCUCUGCCCCUUUUUUAAAAGAGAGGAUAGUCUUGUUUGGCUGGAUAGGGUAUUUGUAACAGAAAAAUGUGUAGGUGGUCUGUCUUAUUCCUUCUCUGUGGAGGAAAUAUUAUUUAUCAGAACUCAAGACAGUUAUAGACUGUAAAUAAUAUUUUGUAAAUAAAUCUGUGGCAGAGC